Messenger RNA from Parnassius mnemosyne (clouded apollo), 3078 nucleotides. The record is from the annotation of a GenBank genome assembly. NCBI's taxonomy places the organism in Eukaryota, Metazoa, Arthropoda, Insecta, Lepidoptera, Papilionidae.
AGAUGCGUUGUCAGCUGUGAGGACUAAGAUGGAAUUCCAGUAAUAAGGGUCUCCGCUUCUUUACACUCACCAUAUGAAACACAGCAGCAUUAAGCUGCUACUUUACACUGGUAUUCUGUGAGAGUGUGGUCCUUCCCUGGUCAAGCAGACUGAUUCGUGCUACAACUAUACUAUUAAUAAUGCUGCAACAUGGCUCUACCACAUAAAAGAAGUAGAAAGGGAAGAAUAUUAGAUAGAGAUCAAUAAUUAUUUAUUUUUAACUUAAGUAUAAAUAGUUAAUGCCUAGUUUUGAAUAUGCAACUGCCAUGUGUGAAGUCUUGGAUUCAAUUUUCAGGUUGGGCAGUGUUAAUUUUUUUAUGUAUAGUAGAAUAGAUGUGAAUGUGUGAUAUUGCACCUACACAGGUAUAAUUAACCCCCAACAAAAACAUAGGUUCUAUUUGUCUAUGACAUUGUAGCUCCCAAAUGGAUGAACAGAUUUAGAAUCAGUUUUUUCUGCAUGAAAGAUGACUUGAUCAAUAGUGUUUUAAACUAUGAUUCAGAAAACCUGUUCAGCUGUUUACAUCAAAGAGUAUAGUAAUAUAUAAGGAAUAGAAGGUUUACAUAUUAUCAUUAGCUCUUGUCUAUUUUGUAUCUGAGGUUUUUUAAAUUUUUUAUUUAGGGUUAUUUCUAAAUCAGUGUGAUGGGUGUCUUGAGCCUUAAUUUAAAAUGUAAAUUUUUUUCUAGCUCAAGCAGUUCCUGGUGUUGAAAUAACAGCACCUGCCCCACCUUUAAUAUUGAAUGUUCAAGAGUCUCAAUCUGAUAUGCAAAUGAGAGAUCAACUGCUUACUGAAUCUGUUACCAUGCCUCACCAGCCUUCUACAUCUGGUGUUCAGGAGACUCUACUGGAUAUUGAGAUAAGAGAACAACUGCGUGCUGAAUCUGUAACCAUGCCUGCCCAUGCCGUACCUUCAACAUGUUGUGCUCAAGAAACUCUACUGGAUAUUGAGAUGAGAGGACGUGAAGAACAUGGUAAGCAGAAAGAACACAAUAAACAGCAUAAAAGAAAAUCAACUAAACCAAAAGGUCCUUAUGUACCUUUGACAAAACUUAAACAAUUUAAUUCGAUACUAAAGCAGCUAAAGAAAUGUGAAGAUAAUAAGAUGGUUUUGAAAAGAAAAUAUAUUCUUGCAAAAAAAAUGACGAGAACCACAGCAUUUAGAAUUGUAUCAUCAAAAAUGUCAGCUACUGCUAAAAUAUUCUGCCAAAUGCAAGCUUCUCAGAGUGGCAAGAAAAAACAUGGCAGGCGUUUCACACUAGAUGAAAAAAUUUCAGCAUUGUCGCUGUAUAAGCCAGCGCCUAAGGCUUAUCGCUUGCUAAGCAAUUUAUGCGUUUUGCCAAGCAAAAGGACACUGCAAAAUUUAUUGCAUAACUUUGACUUAAAUCCUGGAGUCAAUGAGUUAAUAUUUGAUAAUCUGAAAAAUAGAGUCUCAAAACUGCCUGACAAUUACAAAUAUUGCUCAUUAUUGUUUGACGAGAUGGCAAUUGGAACAGGGCUUACUUAUGACAAAAAAAAAAGAUAAAAUACUUGGAUUUGUUGACAAUGGAGAAAAAAUUGAAUGUGAAUUUUGUGAUCACGUGCUGGUUUUUAUGAUCAGAGGUAUAGUAAAAAAAUAUAAGCAGCCUAUAGCUUAUUAUUACUGCAGUGGAAGCACUAAGGCCGUUGAACUUAAGGUUUAUAUUAAUAAUAUUGUAAAAAAAGUGCAGGAAACGGGUUUAAAAGUUGUGGCAACUAUAUGUGACCAGGGUACUUCCAAUGUGGCAGCCAUAACUAUGUUAAUAAAAGAGACAAGAAGUAUAUGUACGAAAUGGAAAAAUAUACAGGGAAGGAUUUUUCAAAGUUGGUAACGACAAAAUUUUCCUCCUGUAUGAUCCACCUCACCUCAUCAAAGGAAUUAGGAAUAAUCUAAUUACAAAAGAUUUAAAAUAUACAAUGAAAGGAAAAGAAUGUACAGCAAAAUGGUCCCACAUUGUUCAAUUAUAUAAUAGGUGCCCAGGUUACAGAGGUGUCAAGCUAGUGCCUAAGCUGACUGCUCACCACAUCCUACCACAUUUAAUCCCAAAGAUGAGGGUGAAACACUGCACACAAGUGUUUAGUCAAUCUGUUGGAGUGGGCCUUGCGUGUAUGGCAGAAUUGGGAGCUCUUGAUAAGAGCAGUUAUGAGACAGCGGAUCUCCUAUUAUUUUUCGAUGACCUAUUUGACAGCGUGAAUGGUAGUUUCAGCGAAAUUAUAGGAGGGAAAAAGUAUCGUGCUGCAGUAACUCCAACUUCACCGCAUCACAAUUUGUGGAAUUAAAGUAUCCCAAUCCUCAAAAGCAUGAAAUUUGUAAGCAGCCAGUCAAGGAGUAGUGCCAUCUUUAUCCAGUUGGAUUAAAACAAUAGAAAAUUAAAAAAAAAUGUAAUUGUAAUAAAUCUUAAAGACAACAACACGGCAACAGAAUGUGAGGAUGAAGUAGACUACGCUCAUUUGUAUAUAGACCCUAUAAACACAGAUGCACUAUUAGCAAGUAAAACUCCAAUGGAUAUAGAAAAAAUGCGCAGCAAUAGGUUAUUGCAGUGGCUGGAUAGCACAACUUGCCAAGAAACAUGUGUUUAAAAAAUGUAUUACUUGCAGGCAUGAUUUGGAAGCAGAAGAUUUAUUAAAUUUUCAUAAAUUUAUAAAAAUGAAAGAAUAUGAAAAUAAAAGUGGUUGUGCUAUCCAACUAGGGCAUUGUCUGAUUUCUUUGCCCAAGUUGAACACAUUUCCAUAGAAACAUUAAUAUAUUAAAUUGAUUAUGACGGUUAACUUAAAAACUUUUUAACAUGUUUAUUACACAAAAAUGAUUUAACUGAUUAUUUAAUUAAUAAAUCCACAUUUUUUUUAUAAACAAUUGGUGCAAAGAUGUAAACUAAUGUCCUCACUGGAAAAAUAACCUUUUGGGAUGUCAAUGACCCUAUGAAGGAAAAAGCUCACAGACACUACUCUAAAAAUAAAGGGAGAAAGAGGAUAAGACAAAAUAAUGUCUCUGUAAUAAAUUCUACAAGAUUAAAUCUCUAAAAAGU